This is a messenger RNA of Neocloeon triangulifer, 1323 nucleotides long. It is a transcript of the gene mRpL1, whose product is annotated as large ribosomal subunit protein uL1. The record is from RefSeq and is a predicted model, not a curated record. The transcript has 6 exons. NCBI's taxonomy places the organism in Eukaryota, Metazoa, Arthropoda, Insecta, Ephemeroptera, Baetidae. Bases 141 to 1247 code for a protein of 368 amino acids.
UCACGUAAACUUGCAGUGAGGCCGCACAGUGGUGCUCUCUGUGCGCUGCCCUCAUUGGCUUUGAAGUCACGUGACCUGAUUUAGCCAAUCGUACGGCUGCAAUUUGCAAUGUUUUGCUUGCGGACCUCUGUCGGUCAAAAAUGGCAGCACCCACUGGUUUACUUACGAGAACUGUGGCUGGUGCCUUGCUGGGACGGUCACUGAUUAAUUCUUUGCUUCGGCCAACAUGUGUCGAACCAUGCCGGGGGAUGGCUGCAAGGAAGGGCAUCAGAAAGGAAAAGGCAAGGAAGAGGACAAAAGUUGAAAUCCAGAAGGUGGUGUUUGAUCCGCUCAGCCAAAGAUCAAAGAAGAACCAAGUGGCGUUUAAACCUAAAAUGGAUGAUGAUCUUUGGCGCCCUGUACCCAUGGAUGAUGUGUAUCCAUUCAAGUAUUUUCAGCAGCCAAAGUACUCUUUUGAAGAAGCUGUCCAGUGCCAUCGAGAGACACAUGAUCCAACCAUGUACAAUAGACCGGACGCUCUGCUCAAAUUGGUAGUGGAACUUGAUUUGCACGGCGAGAGGAAGACUAAGUUUUUGGAAAAACUUUUUGGCCUGGUCGACACUCCUCAUCCCUUUGAUCAACAAAUCAAGAGAACAAUUGUCGUAUUUACUAAGAAUGGUGAUGACAAAAACAAGGCCUUGGCUGCUGGUGCAUCAGUGGCCGGCGGCUCCGAGUUAAUCAAGGGCAUCCAAUCCGGUGACGUCACCCUAAGAAACGUCGAUUUUGUCAUAUGCACACCAGAUAUAUUAUCAGAAUUGGUGCCUUUGCGAGGAGUUUUCAAAAGAGCUUAUCCGUCUACCAAGCAAGGAUCAGUAACUCAAAACACAACAGAUGCAGUUCGUCGAUUUUUGAAUGGCAUUGAGUAUAUAGUUGAGAAGGAUGACCGUGAGCCUGAAUUUGGUUGGUUUGAGUGCAAUAUUGGCACGCUGAACAUGCCUACCGAAAAUUUGAAAGAGAAUAUGAUGGCAAUUGCUAAGGACCUCAUUUCAAAGGCACCACCUAAAAAACAAGAACCCAUAUUGUGGCGCCUCUUCCUGUCAAGUCCCCCUGGAUUUGAAAAAUUUAAGCUGGAUCUUUUCCCCCUGUUUGGAAUACAAGAAUACUCUAUAAGGAAGAGGAGAAAGCCAGACACGAAAGAGGACAAACCUAAAGUCACUAUGCCAAAAGAGUCUGAGGAUGACGCAGAAAAGGUGGCCGUGAGCCAGUAAGGUGUUUUGUGGUGUUGAAUCUAGUUGAACCAAUAAUAAAACUUUAUAGUGUUAUAUGUCAACAGAAAAUAUAAUU